AUGAAAAGGAAAAGAAAUUAUGUUCAAGUUUCAGAAGUACGAGAUGAUUUCUAUUUACCGGAAGAAUGUUGGGAAUGUAUAUUCAAAUUCCUUAACGAAGACUUCAAGUCUCUCAGCGUCGUCUCGAAACAGUUCCUCUCUAUCACCAACCGCCUUCGAUUCUCUCUCACUCUUGUCCUGUAUCCAAAUCUACCUUUCUUCCUUCGCCUCUUUCAAAGGUUUACCAACCUCACUUCCAUCGACUUCUCGCGAGUCUACUGCGACCUCAACACUCUUCUCCACGAAAUCUCUCGUUUUCCAUUGAAUAUUACAUCCCUCAAUCUCUCCAACCGAUCCAACUUUCCUGCCAAUGGCUUGAUAACCUUCUCCCAAAACAUUAAAACUUUGACCUCUCUUACUUGUUCCAACAUUAAUUUUGACUCUAACUACCACUUGUUCCUCAUUGCACAUUGUUUUCCAUUACUACAAAUACUCCACUUAAGUAACAUGGAAUGUUAUAUCUUAAUCGACUCGUUCAUUGAAUUUGAAUUUCCCAAAUUAGAGAUGUUGAAGUUAUCCGAUACAAGAGUUGAUGAUGAACAACUCUAUAUAAUCGCAAAGGCUUGCCCUCGACUUUUGCAACUCUCACUCAACGAUUGUCACGAGGUUACACAGCAGGGAGUAAAGCGUGUGUCAGAAAACUGCAAACAAUUAAGAGAGAUUCAAAUACUUCCUUCAAAGGUAUUAUCAAGGCCAUCAUUGACAGAUAUAAGAGAACCACGAUGGAGCAACAUAGAGAAUGAACUUUUUUCCAAUUACAUUGAGAAAUUUCCUUUUGCUUUUAUAUAA
Molecule: messenger RNA, 828 nt
Organism: Vicia villosa (hairy vetch)
Lineage: Eukaryota; Viridiplantae; Streptophyta; Magnoliopsida; Fabales; Fabaceae
Exons: 1
Coding region: 1-828 (275 amino acids)
Biological process (GO): SCF-dependent proteasomal ubiquitin-dependent protein catabolic process
Cellular component (GO): SCF ubiquitin ligase complex
Source: RefSeq, a predicted model, not a curated record